This is a messenger RNA of Xiphias gladius (swordfish), 2254 nucleotides long. It is a transcript of the gene iffo2b, whose product is annotated as intermediate filament family orphan 2b. Bases 566 to 2053 code for a protein of 495 amino acids. The record is from RefSeq and is a predicted model, not a curated record. The transcript is spliced from 8 exons. NCBI's taxonomy places the organism in Eukaryota, Metazoa, Chordata, Actinopteri, Istiophoriformes, Xiphiidae.
GAGGCCGGGCUCUGCGGUCCCGCAUCCUGCCAUUCCACCGCACCACACGGAGACUGAAUAGAGCACCAUUAAACGGGGAAUGAUAAGGAAAGGAGGUGGACCGUCGUCCUCUGGUGACUGGCUAUAUGAACCCGCACAGCGUCAGCUGCUCCUGACAAGGCAGAGGCAGAGACGGAGAUGAGGCUGACGGAAAGUAAAGCUGGUGCCGAUUGCGGUCUGCGUCAAACCUCUGGCUGCUUCGGGAGAUGAUGCCCUCGGUGCCUCAUAAAGGACUUUCUGGCUUUAUUAUUUGCUCUUGAACACCCAUGCUGCGGGGGUCCAUGUUAAUAUCUCGGGGUAAACAUCCAGCAGGGACAGUGAUGGCCACCCCAUCUCCAGCCGCCCAGUCACUCUCAGUAUCUGCAUUGUGAGGAGAAACUCGCCCUGGGGGAGUGGGAUUGUGAAGGAAUAUGCAGAGAUAAAACACAAACAAACAAAAACAAAACAAAGAAAAAACAAGCUUUCGUUGUUACAUCCAAACCAGACAUAGUCACAGUUGGAUUACCGGGUGUUCUUGUUUACCAACAUGAACUCGCUGUUUUUCUCCGACUCUCCUCCCGGUACGGCCAGCAACGUCCCCGCCGGGUCGGGCGCGGUGACCAGCGCCCUGCGAAAUGACCUGGGCUCCAACAUCCAUGUGCUGAAAACCCUCAACCUGCGAUUCCGCUGCUUCCUUGCCAAAGUCCACGAACUUGAGAGGAGAAACAAACUGCUGGAGAGCCAGCUGCAGCAGGCUCUGCAGAGACCGCAGUACCGCCACCUUUACACCCGCGAAGUUGCCGUGCAGACGGACGGUCCCCAGUCGCGACUGCCGGGAACCAUCUGGAGUUUCACCCACGUCCGGAGGCAUGGGGAGCGCUUUGAGACCCUGCACGGGCCCGGGGUGACGUGGACGCAUCCGGACGGAGUUGGGGUCCAAAUAGACACCAUCACCCCAGAACUGAGGGCUCUGUAUAACGUGCUGGCCAAAGUCAAGCGGGAGAGGGACGAGUACAAGAGAAGAUGGGAGGAGGAGCUGUCCAAACGGGAGCAGCUGGAGUCCAUGGUGGAAUCCCUGCAGCAGAGUGCCCGGCGGUCAUCAGAGGUCCAGAACGAUCUGAGCGAGAAGGUGGACAGACUGAAGGCAGAACUCGUGGUCUUCAAGAGCCUGAUGAGCGAUCAAAUGUCUGACCUGGACUCCAAGAUUCAAGAGAAAGCCAGGCGGGUGGACAUGGACAUCUGCCGGCGGAUCGACAUCACAGCCAAACUGUGCGAUGUGGCUCAGCAACGCAACUCAGAGGACAUGACAAAGAUGUUCAACGUCAGUCCAGUCAGGUCGCUCCCAGAGAAGGGCGCCAUGGCGUGCUGCAGGAAGAAAGAGCGUAAGGCGAUGUCUGAUGAGGAGAAUUCAGAAAUGGACGCCGAGCCCAGCCUGUCAGAGGAGGAGGUCCCCGGGUCGCUCAACAUCACGGACGAAAUGAAACGCAUGCUCAACCAGCUACAUUGUUCAGAUAACUCCUUUGUUGCCAGGCGCGAGACAUUCGAAAUCGACGACGACUGUGACAGUCUGACGUGGGAGGAAAACGAGGAGACUCUGUUGCUGUGGGAGGACUUCGCAAACUACAACGUGCCGUACGCCAUCACUGCUCCAAUCUGCACAACUACCGGCCCCUGCGAGGGCAACGGUGAAGCCGCUGAUCCAGAUUCCCAGGAUGGAAGUCUUGGCAGCCUCAUUGAUGAAACAGAGUCGCUAUUUAAGAUCAGAGAGCAGGAGUACCAGGAGACCAUCGGCCAGAUCGAGAUGGAAUUGGCAACAGCUAAGAGUGACAUGAACCGACAUCUGCAUGAGUACAUGGAGAUGUGCAGCAUGAAGCGAGGCCUGGACGUGCAGAUGGAGACCUGUCGACGGAUGAUUAAAGGUGGCAGGAACUCUCCCUCUUUCAGCUCUGCGGCCAGCAGCGACUCAGGGAACACAGAUGAGAUCCAGGACGAGAUUUCAGACAAGGACGCAGAGGCCGAAGUGUCCAUUAGUUGAUGGCUGGAUAGCCGGGCUUUGUCCCAUCCCCUCCUGAAAACCCCUUGUUUUCACAGGGGUUGAAUGUGUAUAGAGCUCCACCCUGCUAGAGAGGUGGACCAAUUUAAAUCUGGGUCUGUUUGACAUGUUAAAGUUCUGAUGGUCAUGCUCACUGACGCAGGCCCAGAACUGGUGCUUUUAUACAGUUUCCGUUUGGUUAGA